Acanthosepion pharaonis is the source of this 975-nucleotide messenger RNA. Lineage: Eukaryota; Metazoa; Mollusca; Cephalopoda; Sepiida; Sepiidae. The record is from the annotation of a GenBank genome assembly.
AUGCCCUCAAUUAAACCUGAAGACGUUGGCGGCCCUAAAAAAAAGAGACCAAUAUAUAUAUCCCCAUCUAUUGAUAUUUAUUUUCUGCAUCUAUCUAUCUAUCUAUCUAUCUAUCUAUCUAUCUAUCUAUCUAUCUAUUUUAGCAUACCUACAGACGAUAAUGCGCAUGUUACAUCUUUUCUUCAUAUCUAUCUAUCUAUCUAUCUAUCUAUCUAUCUAUCUAUCUAUCUAUCUAUCUAUCUAUCUAACCUAUAUUUUCAACCGGAGGAGCCGUGGUCGGCUCCGACCUCGACUAGCGCGACACUGGGGCUUUUAAUUCUACUGUCGGGGCUGGACGACAUGGCUGCGUCCAACCAAAACGAACGCGUUGUCACGCCGACGCUGAGUGAUGCGCCAUUUUUUGACGGCCUUUUCCGUGAGAUGAACGUUCAGGUGGAUCAGAUGCACCGCGACAUGCAGGCCAUGCGCAGCGCCAUGCUACGGAUGAACCCCAGCGAGGAAUCCGGAGUUGAGACGAAUACGGCUCUUGACAAAUUCAGGGACCCGAUCGUGGUCGGGCCCGACGGAAACAAACGCUUUCAGGUGCAAGUUGAUGUCAGUCCGUUUAAACCGAAUGAAAUCACCAUAAAGAUCGUUGAGAAGCAGCUGACUAUCCAUGCUAAACACGAACAGAAGACAGCUAGUUCGAGCGUCUAUCACGUGUUUUCCCGUCAAUAUACCUUGCCGGAUGGGACUGACCCCGAGCAUCUACGGGCUACAUUGUCUAACGACGGAACAAAUUGCAAUCGACAAAAAGUAGACAUUGUGAUCAUUACGUUUCUGUUCCUUUUUACCAUCCUUUUUUUUCAUUCUUUGGUACACACUGUUGAUCUGAUACGCUUGUCCUCGUUCCUCAGUCUGAAUCACGUGACAAAUUGUCGGCUGCUAAUACCAUCGGAUUGUGACGAAGGUCCUAAGUUAAACUUUACCUUUUAA